CCGCCGCCCACCGCCAUGAGGACGAGCCGCUGCGGGCACCUGCCGGGAGCCCCGCCGGAGCGUCCGCGCCCGACGGCCCCCGACGGCAAGACCCUGCCCGGCGGCCCGGGCGGCUGCCCGCACUAUGUCAUGCAGGUGUCGGCUAAAGACGGGCAGCUCCUCUCCUCCGUCGUGCGGACUCUGGCCACGCCGAGCAGCCCUUUCAACGACCGGCCGAUGUGCAGGAUCUGCCAUGAGGGCAGCAGUCAGGAAGACCUGCUUUCCCCCUGCGAAUGUACAGGGACCCUGGGGACUAUUCACCGCAGCUGCCUGGAGCACUGGCUGUCAGCUUCAAACACCAGCUACUGUGAACUCUGCCACUUCAGGUUUGCAGUGGAGCGCAAGCCCAGGCCAUUGGUGGAGUGGCUGAGGAACCCAGGCCCCCAGCACGAGAAACGGACUCUCUUUGGAGACAUGGUGUGCUUCUUGUUUAUCACUCCACUGGCAACCAUCUCUGGCUGGUUGUGUCUACGAGGAGCAGCGGACCAUCUGCACUUUAGUAGUAGGCUAGAAGCAGUUGGCCUCAUUGCACUCACGGUCGCACUCUUCACUAUUUACCUCUUCUGGACCCUAGUAUCUUUUAGGUAUCACUGUAGAUUAUACAAUGAAUGGCGUCGGACCAAUCAGCAGGUGGUACUGCUAAUCCCAAAGUCUGCCAACAUCCCCUCCAACCAGCAGUCCCUGCUGGGCUUGCAGUCCCUCAAAAGAAACUCAAAGGAGACAAUUGUUUGAUUUGAGCAGUUCUGCACAGGGGACAUGCACUAUAAUUAUAAUCUUCAA
Apus apus (common swift) is the source of this 819-nucleotide messenger RNA. RefSeq names its product membrane associated ring-CH-type finger 3 (gene MARCHF3). Bases 16 to 771 code for a protein of 251 amino acids. The record is from RefSeq and is a predicted model, not a curated record. Gene Ontology annotation, biological process: protein ubiquitination. NCBI's taxonomy places the organism in Eukaryota, Metazoa, Chordata, Aves, Apodiformes, Apodidae. The transcript is spliced from 4 exons. Gene Ontology annotation, molecular function: ubiquitin-protein transferase activity; zinc ion binding.